UCUUUUGGUAGCAAGCCAUAGCAACGAAAAUAUACGGAGAUGGCGAAAAUAAUUAUUCUGUCGUGACAAUCGACCUUUGAAGUACACUUAUCUCUCCAGCUAACGAAGACCUACAAGCUAAAGAAACAAAGUGGCCACUUCAGAUCCACAAUGUCGGCUAAGUUGGGGAAACUAACCUACGAUGAGCCUCCGAUGUACCUCCAGCGCCCCUCCUCGGGUCGAUCCCAGGACGUGACCCAUGUCUUGGCCAGGACCUUCAGAGACAUCUUCACAAGAGACUUGGUGGAGCAGGAGACGGUUAAGAAUCUCAACAAGUCUCGCAGCGGAGACGAUUCCUACCAUGAGAAAUACGUGGAAGAACUUAGAAAGGUUCAAGCCGAGCGUGAGAGGCGUAUGGCCGAGGCAGCCAUGUUGGAACGCCACAUCAUGCAAGCCCGAGCCAAGGCCAUGGCCGAGGAUGAGAAGAUACUGAACCGAGCAGCAGAGGGUUGUGAUAUCUAUCAUGACUUGGGGCUUCCUCCAGUUCAAUCUAACCUGAAUGGCUGUUUGGACAGUGAUCUGUUACGCAGUCAUGGACUGAUAGUACCAGAAGAUUUCAGUACUGCUGAACCUCCUCUCACUCAUGCCCCACAGGCUGGAGUAAUGCCCCACUAUGCCGAAGCCACUCAGACGUCCACCAAGCACAUUGGAGGAGGUGAGAAGGGGCAAGCUCAUGAUGCUACUGAUAAUGGUCCUCUCAAGAAACGGUCAGGGCAGAAGAACGAGUCCAAGAACAAGUGGAGAGAGAUGACUUCACCCCAAACACGUGAGAGGAAUCGUAAGGACAUGGCCAUGGUCUUCAGCAAGUCAAACUUUCUCCGCAACCCCCGCCACCGUCCCCCAUCGUCUCAGGGUGGGGGCAGGACGUUGGUCAACCCUAACACCAUCACUCACAAGCUAGGAGGAGCCAAGUCCACUGUUAUUGAUACAGGGAAAAAAGAACCUUCCGUUGUCUUUGUACCCUCGCCCUCUACAAUCGUCUUCAGCAACUAUAAAGUAGGUCAGGUCUACGAGAUGACCCUUGACCUCAAGAAUGUAUCGGCAGCGAGUCGUCCACUCAGGGUCCUUCCUCCAAAGACGGAAUACUUUGCUGUAGGUCUAGGGAAAUUCCCCGGUGAGGAGGGCAUUGUUGCUCCCGGUAUGAGCUGUCAGUACAACAUCCGCUUUAUGCCUGAUGCUCUGAUGGACUUUGAGGAUGAGCUGACGGUCAGCACACAGUCCAGUCAACCAAUCACCGUCAAACUCCUGGGAAAGAGGCCACCACCUCUUCUUACAUUAUCUCCUGUUGUAGACUGUGGUCACUGUCUCGUUGACGGCCCCUCUAACACGGAGUUCUUGGUCAGGAAUCUUGGUGGCAGUGGACGCUUCUGUGUCAUGCCUAGGAAGUGCUGGCCAGCAACCAACUUUUCAUCGGUUGCUACGGGAGACAGGGUCAACCUUCCACCUUUCCAGCUGUAUCCAGCAGUGUUUGAGAUCAUGGAGGGUCAUGCCAUUCCACUACAGGUUUCAUUUAAGCCGACAGAUACCCAAAUCUAUGAGGAAGAAAUCACAGUAGUCUGUGAUAACUGCACUGUCAAGCACUUUAUUCUCAAAGGUGAGGGUCAAAGAGCAAGGGUGCUGCUAGAAUCCGCUUCAGGGAGUGAGACGAAUCCAACCCCAGGAGAGCUGGUGGACGUGACGGCUAAGAAUCAUAUCAGGUUUGAAGAUAUCAACCCCAUGACCUACGUCACAGAGGAACUCACCAUUAGAAAUCUAACAAAUGUGGAGUUGCCAUUCCACUGGCAGCUUGUACGUUCAUCACCAGAGUGCAGGGAUCCCUUCAGAGAGGGAAAGAAAGACGGUCAACAGAUCUCAAGAGUAGCUGAUGAGAGGAACAUAUUCUGCAUUAACAUGGAGAAAGGAGUUUUACCACCCUCUGGAACUGCUGUCACCAGUGUUGCCUUUGCUCCACCCAAGAUGGGUCAGUUUGAGAGUGUUCUACAGCUGGUCCUGAAGAACAUCCCUCGCCCUGCGGCGACCCGCAAGGUCAAAUCAUCCUCAUCCCACCCACGGGGGUCCUUGUCGUCUUCACAGUCGGGCGACACCUCCUCCAAGCAACCUCCCGUCUGCUCCACACCCCGCCCCACCAGCCACACGGCAUCCCAAGCCUUCAUCACACAAAGAGAAGAUGGUGAUGAUGAUGGUGGUGGUGGUGGUGGUGGUAGUGGUGGUGGUGGUGGUGGUGGGAUGGGGGAUGGUGGUGUAGGGGAGCAUGCUGAGGAAGGGGACAGUCUGGGGUUGGAGGUAGAGCUGAAGGGGGUAUGUAAGGAGUACGAGGUCCUGGUCCAGCCCUAUGCUGUCUUCGUCCCCGGUCAAGUGCUACAAUCAACAGCCACCCGAAGGAAGUUUACGAUGUUAAACUACAGCAAGUUUCCCAUCGUCUUCCAUUGGAGCUCUUUGAAGGAUAGUCACAUUAUCGAGGUGCAGACACCCGAGGGUCAGAUACCUCCUGAGAGCUCUGUAGAGCUGGAGAUGACCAUCAUAGGCGGUCAUCCAGGACACAUUGACCACACCUUACACUGUGUUAUUGACCAUCAGGAAUCCACUGUACCACUCAGGGUCGUAGCUGAUGUCAAGGGUCCAGAGGUUUCCAUCGAGACGCCAUCCCUGGACUUUGGCUUGGUACGUCUUGGUCAGACAGUGAGGAAGCAGUUCUAUCUGACCAACGAGAGUCAGGUCUCUGCUCGAUGGAAUCUCAAGGAGAGCGAGGAGUUUCUUCUCAAGGAUCAACAAUCUGGACAGAGUGUAUCGGAGUUUACCAUCACGCCUUCCAGUGGGGAGCUUGGCCCUCUCUUGUCCGUCCUGGUAGAGGUUGUCCUUUCUCCAACCCGCCGUCGGCAGAUAGACUCUGUCAUGGAGCUGACUGUAGAGGGUGGCAAAACUAGGUAUGUUGGUGUGUAUGGUGAGGUCCAGAGCCCUCAGGUGUGUGUCCUGGAGAGUACCCUUGAGCUACCUGAGAUCUACCAAGGAAUCCCUGUUACACACACCGUACAGCUCUUCAAUCAGACCAUGCUUCCUGCAUCGUACCAGUGGCAACAGCCCAAAGGGAAACAGUCAUCAAUUUGCUCAGUAACCUUUGACCCAGAGCAAGGCAUUCUGGGACCACAUGAACAGCUUCCCGUUUCAGUUACAAUUGUUGCCAAAGAACAAGGCCCAUUGUCUGAUGUGUGGAUACCAUGUUUGGUCAGUGGAAUGGUCAAGCCUAUAUUCCUGGCUUUAGUAGGAGAUGUCCAGGGACUGAGGGUGACCUACAGGACACCUGAGGUCAGACCGUCCACUGCACUGGACACAGGAAACAGGCUAUCUGAGGAACCUUCCAAGGACGACGCCCCUCUAGCCCUGGACUUUGGUGAUGAUGUAGAGCUAGCGAACACACCCAAAAGACUGGUCUACCUGACCAACCAUACAGCCAUCCCUGCUCCAUUCUCACUCACUGUGGAUAUGUACUCAGCAGGGAAACCCCCUACUCCUCCUCAGACAGAUAGACCCACUGCAGACAGUCCCAGGAGGCAUGGAGCGUUGCUGAGCAGAACAGCGAACCUAGCAGACCCCAGGAGCAAGUCCUUAGCCCAGAGCCAGACGGACAGCAUGAAGGCCAUCCUGAGGGAGGGCCAAGGGGCAGCAUUCCUGGUCCAACCCUGCUCAGGGAUACUGGAACCGUUCGCCACUCUGGAGGUGGCCGUGACUGCCUAUAGCGACAUGUGGGGGAACUAUACAGACCAGCUCAACUGUGAGGUAUCAAACCUGGAGCCUGUAUGUAUCCCAAUCAGCUUGGGUGUGACUGGCUGCCCUCUCAAGUUUCAGAUGGCGACCAUCAGAGGUCAGAUCCCGUUUGUAAGGUUUGGAACCCACAUCUGUGGUGUGCCAUCCAUCAACAGACCACUCAAGAUCAUGAAUAACAGCCCGUAUGAAAUGCGUGUUGACUGGAGGCUCUUCAACCUCAUGGAAGACGACCGCAAGUUGAUCGACCUUCAGGUCAUCUACGGUGACCCCUUCCCGAUCCUUGACCCCAGUGGUGCAGAGGUCAUCGCGGAGGACGAUGAUGAUGUCCUGGAGAGUGAUCAGAAAGAGGACGGUGACCCUGAGACAGGGGAAGAGGCCGCUGGGGGAGGUGGAGGUGGUGGACUGCUGUCUAAGAUAGCUGAUGAUCUCGAGGCGAGUGAGAAGGAUAGGCCGAAGGUGCUCAGCGUCCUUAUGAGAGAACAUGAAGGCGUACCUGCUGAUGGUCCGUUCAGCAUCGAUAUGAAACAGAUGGUGAUACCCGGCCGUGGGACGGCAAACAUAGUGGCUAGCUUCACACCCGAGGCAUGCCAUCUACUCAGUCAGAGAUCCUCGGACUGUGUCGGUUACGCCCUGGGGUACCUGAGUCUUGAUCAGCCGGAGCUGCGUGGCCAAUCAGGAAGCGUGACCCGGGGUCAAGCGUUCGAAGUGCCCCCUCUACGACUUGAUUUCACGGCUUAUAUCAAGACUGCCUUUGUGAGUGUAGAGACGUCAGAGGAAGAAGGUCUCACCUACCGUACCGCUGCCAGUCAGCUCUUGGACCUGGACCCACCCAUCCCACCCACCCCGACCCUCCACGAUCGCCCCUCUGUACGCCCCUGCUCCCUCCAUCCCUGCCACCUCACCAGCCUAACAGCCACCCUCACCAACAACACCCAGACGCCCCUGUCCUUCCAGGCCGUCACCCCACUACCCUUCCUGCUUCAGAGGAUCGACCCUGUUACGAAGAAGACCAAGAAGGGGACUAUUGUUAACGUGAGGUCAGAGGCCACGGAGGCAGGAGUGCUGUAUUCACUACCGACACAGAAAAACCUGCAGGUAAAGCUUGGAUUCCAACUGGAUCUGGCUUUGAUCAUGAAUAACCUGGAGCAGCUUUGCCUCAAUGAGAGCAAAGAGGGCGUCCUAUUGACCUGCGAGGAAGGGGAACGUAAACUACACAUACACAAGGAUCUCCUGCUCUGCUACACAAACAGCACAGUCCAGAAACUGCCUCUGUAUGCCGUGAUUGUCCUGCCUUCCAUUGAGUUGACCCCCUGGGAGCUGGACUUUGGUGUUUGUCUUGUCGGUCAAGAGAGAAGCUUGAAGGUGACCAUCAGCAACAGGACGUCCUCGGGAUCAUACUGGACAGUCUCAUAUGAUUCUCACAAGACUACAUCGGACAAUGUGUUUGAGGUGUCGCCCCCUGCUGGGUACCUGGAGCCUCACAUCACCCAUGUCUCUGAUAGCAAGACCAUCCUCACCGUCUACUUCACACCACCGCACAGCAUAUCCUAUGCCGGUACGUUUGUCUUCAGGGGUCUGCUCGGAGAGGAGACUAGGCACUUACAGGUCAGAGGUCAAGGUACCUAUGACAGCCGCCAGGAAGCCUUGGUCAACCCAUGAAGAUAAUGGAACAGAAUCAGCUCUCAUUUAGACACUAAACCUUGAUAUAGAACCUUAUUAUUUAUUCACCAUCUUAUUGUAAGGGUUGGUCAAUCCAAGAAAGAAUUAAAGAUGAUAAUUUGGAAAAACACACUUUUUAGAUUAUAUUUUAUGAUGUAUAGCCAGGCUUUCUGAUUCAAUGAUUCAUUUUUCGUGAAAAUAUCCCUAAAUUUACGAA
Molecule: messenger RNA, 5677 nt
Organism: Strongylocentrotus purpuratus (purple sea urchin)
Lineage: Eukaryota; Metazoa; Echinodermata; Echinoidea; Camarodonta; Strongylocentrotidae
Gene: dlec1
Product: deleted in lung and esophageal cancer protein 1
Exons: 30
Coding region: 151-5460 (1769 amino acids)
Biological process (GO): negative regulation of cell population proliferation
Source: RefSeq, a predicted model, not a curated record